Molecule: messenger RNA, 6643 nt
Organism: Anopheles gambiae (African malaria mosquito)
Lineage: Eukaryota; Metazoa; Arthropoda; Insecta; Diptera; Culicidae
Exons: 6
Coding region: 1165-2133 (322 amino acids)
Biological process (GO): lipid metabolic process
Cellular component (GO): membrane
Molecular function (GO): oxidoreductase activity, acting on the CH-CH group of donors
Source: RefSeq, a predicted model, not a curated record
AAAGGCAGUCGCUCGUGAGUCGCAUUCGAGUGUUCGUCUCGUACGGUUCGCACCCUUAACGAACGGUUGCACGCGCACGCGGUGGUUCGCAUACAUACGGCGGGUUGUUCGUUGUGCUCAGCAGAAGCAGAAGCAGGUGCAGCAGAAGCAGCAGUGACAGUAAAGCGUGGCAACACACGCCCGUGUGAAGCUGUGUGAAGCAAAGUGGAACAGAACAUAUGCGAACGUAGAGCACACAGCGCUCAAACAGAGGCCCGACAAACGCGAGCGCACGGAUAAAUAUAGUCAACUUUUCGGUUCAAUUUGCUUUACGGUUCUGUUUUGUGUUUGUUUUUCUUUUUUGGCAAACUUGCCGGCCGCAUCGAUACCCGUUUGGAAAACUUACCAAACAAACAGCGUCGGCCGAGCAAAACGGGGGCGAGAAAAAUCGAAACCAUCAUACCGUGCAGCGAGACAUGAAGCGACAACCGGCCGGCGGUAUGGAUUGCGUCGCCGUCUUCGGCCGACACUGCACGAAAUGAGUCGGAAAUCAGAAAAUCCCCCCUCCCAUCGUUCCACCCUUCAUCUCAGCAGGGGCUCGCCUAUCCCAACCCAACAGUGUCCCUGCCCUUCCGCUAGAUAGAUUUUCCCCGUUUCAUCUUCCAAAAAUGUGCGCCAAUGUGUGGCACAAGAUGGUAAGACAUAAAUAGAUUGUCGAUUGUGUGAACCUUGCACAGCGAGUGGACAUCGGUGCGGUGCGAAAACUCGGGCCUCCUUCCCCCUCCCCCUAAAAAGACGGUCGUGUGUGUGUAUGUGUUUGUGUAGUGGUAGCAGAAAUCGAUGUCCAGCAGAAAGGAGCGGCUUGCAUCGAAUGGACGAAAAUAUUCACAUCACAGUCUAUGUGCGUUGUGAGGGUAGUGAUACUUGAACAAGAGGAAGCGAAAUAGAACGAAACGUGAAUAGAGCAAGAGAGAGAGAGAGAGAGAUAAAUUCAAAUCACACGUGAGUGUUGUAGAUUAGAAAGCGCGAAACGCGUGGUGAACCGAGGAAAUACUAGUGCGAUGAAGUAGAAGUGCAGUUUACGGUGCAAACGGUGCAACGUUUUUUCCCCGAUUGAGUUUCAUAACCAAACAAGAAAGCAAAAAAGCAGAAGUGUGAAAAGUGAUAGAAAACGUGUGUCGCAAGAUGGCGGUGAACGUACUGGACGAGGAUCACUUCGCGAUCAGCGCGAUCGUGACGGUUGUGAUGCAGAUCAUCUUCUUCCUGAUCGCUGCCAUCUUUCAGCUCGACAAGCUGACCGAUUUUGCCGGCGGCGUUAACUUUAUCAUCCUUGCCUUACUGACGUUCUUUCUCGGGCAGAUCGACCGUGCGCUGAAGCCCUACGACAGCCGGCAGCUAAUGGUGACGGUGUUCGUGUGCCUCUGGGGAGCCCGGCUUUCCGGCUAUCUGCUCUAUCGGAUCGUGAAAAUCGGACGCGACAAGCAGUUCGAGGACAAUCGGCGCAAUGUGAUCCGGUUCGCCGUCUUCUGGACCUUUCAGGCCGUCUGGGUGUUCGUCGUAUCGCUGCCAGUCAUUAUCAUUAACUCACCGAGACACUCGUACCCGAAAGCGCCCAAGACGAUGACGACGCUCGAUUCGGCCGGCACCGGCAUGUUCAUCACGGGCCUGCUGGCGGAAACGUACGCCGAUCUGCAGAAAUUUUCCUUCCGCCAGGACCCGAUCAAUCAGGGCAAGUUUUGCAACGAUGGCCUUUGGAGGAUGUCACGCCAUCCGAACUACUUCGGCGAGAUCGUUAUCUGGUGGGGCAUCUUCGUAAUUUCGCUGAACGUCAUCGAGGGCAUCGAAUGGGUCGCUAUCCUGUCGCCGAUCUUUACGACCCUUAUCAUCCUCUUCCUGUCCGGCAUCCCGGUCCGGGAGCGGUCGGCGGACGAGAAGUACCGGGACGAUCUGGAGUACCGCAAGUACAAGGCGUGCACGUCGCCUCUGAUACCGAUCCCGCCCGCAAUCUAUGCGGAGGUCCCGCGGGCACUUAAGUUCAUCCUGUGCUGCGAGUUCCCGCUGUACGAUUCGCUCGACAAGCGCCGCAAGGACGAGGGCCCGUUCGCGAUGACCACCUCCAUAUCGGUGGCGCACUCGCACUCGACCCACACCUAGCAAUCGGGUGGUAUGGCCGCAUCCGGACACUACUACCAUUCCUACGCCAGUGCGGGAGGAGCCAGCGGUGGUGGUGGUGGUGGGGGAGCAACCGGAGCAGGUGGUAGCACCAGCACUUCCAAGGAGCGCAACUCGAUAGGGCGCGUCGCCAGCUACUCCUCCAGCCAUCGCAGCGGCGGCAGUGGCGGUCGCAAUGAGCGCUCUUCGUCCUCGCAGCAGCAGCAAAACCAACACUACCACCGUACCGUGAGCAGCAACAGUGACUUCGAGGACUCGAUCGUCCCGGACCGUAUCACGUGCAUAUCCGGGGCGGCACAUCCGCAGCAGCAGCAGCACCAUCACUACCAUCACCAUCACCAUCAUACGCACCAGCAGCACCACUAUCAGCAGUACCACCAUCUGCCGCAGCAGCAUCUGGAGAAUCUGAUCGGCGACGGUAGCAACUACGCGUCCGGCUCGGCCCAGAUCACCACCAUUUUGUGAUCGUGCCGGGCUCGGGUAUCUUCGGCUUCGUCGGCUUGGCAUCGCUGGCAGCACUGCCUCACUGCCUGUGUAGUGGUGAUAGGAGUAAGCAACGGCGUCGCCUGCUGAGGUUAACGUUUGUACAUACACUUGUUUGCGUAUAUGAAUGGUGUGCGGGUCAAGCAGGCUUUGAAAAGGCACGUUCGCUUACUUUGCAUUGGUUUGGACGUCCUUGUUCCGUUCCACUUGUUUUAGGUAGGCUCGAGGAGCGAUUUAAAAAUGGCCGACGGCCUUGUUUUCUGGUGCUUUGCUGUUUUGGUGUUUUGCUGUUUACUGACGCGGUGUCCUAGUGAGAAGCUCCCGCGAAAGUGCGUUCCGGGUGAAGGAUACAAUUAUAGUUCCCAAAAUUCUCGCCAGUUCCUGUUUAGCCGACCGGAAAAUCAAGCUAAGUAGUGCUUUAGUCGUAGAUUGUGCACCGGUUUUUGGUAACCUCUGUUGCAGCAUUAUUUAAUCGCUCGAAGCAAUAUCUAUUGACGGGAAUAAAAUGGAAGAACCCGUCCUACCAAGGGUACUCUGUUCGUCUAGUACAAUGACAACAACAACAAGCUUGCUCAGUGAGCAUGAAAAAAAAACUUUCCCGUGAUACAGAAGUUUGCGAGCGAUUGUUAUUUCACUCCACGGUUUGCAGCUUCAAAGGAAAGGCUGUCCCGCGUUGCCUAGCUGCCGCGACUCCUUCCGGAGCGCUCGCAGAGAUCAAACUUUUUCCAAUCUCGGGUUGCACUGUACCGGGAAAAAAACCCCGAUGCCAGUGAACUAACGAACCGACCAUACACACACACACACACUACUCGAACGUUGAAAGUGUGAUCUUUAACCGCGUUUGAAGUUUGUCCUCCCGGGUGUGAUGCGCACUGCCAUUAGCCAGUUGCCUUGCGUGAAUAGAAACCUGAUUUCUUCGGUCGGUUGGUCGGUGCCACUUGGGCGGAUGAUGCUUUUGUUGCCGUUUGAAAGUCGUCGUAUCCAAUGUUUCCAUUCCCUUGCAUCGAAUCUUGUCUAUCAUUAAAUCCUGCCACCGUUUCGAUUGAACUUGUGUGAGUGGGUCUGUCUGUGUGUGUGUCACUUUUAUGUUCCCUUUUCAAAAACGAUCCUGAGGGGGAAAUACCCUUGUUAACGCUCUAUACUAUAAAACUAACGAGCAUUUUUUGGCGGAGCGAGUGCUCUUGAUCCUUUCGUAUCACUGUCCCAUUCCUUGACACACUAACGAGGGAAAAAGAACACACACAUAAACGUACAUACACGCAUACCUAACAGCCGCAUGUGAUUCUCAAGCGCCUAAGCCUUUCGUUGCCGGUAUGCGGAUGUGUUUAUCAGGGAAAAAAGUGCUCCGAAAGGUUGGAAAGACAAGACAUACAAAACUUGAAAUGCCGCACCCAACACGCUUACGGGCAACACGGAUCGAAAGCACCCGAAAACGCGCGUUAACAAAAUUAGUUUGCCGUAGGAAAAACACACAAAAAAAAAACAAAACAAUACGAAAUCAAAACCAACGUUCCAUGAGCUAAAUGUUCCAAGGUAGAAUCACGCAGUAUGCAUUCGUAAUACAAACCGGAAGGAGAAAACAAACAAACAAACAAAUAAAUCAACAGUGUGCUUAGCAGUACGAAGAGAUUUCAAAACGUAAGCUAACAAGAGCAAGAGAAAGUCUGCAAAACGAAGGCUAAUGAGUGCAAAGCAAGAAAACUUACUGUUUAUCAGUGGAAUGAGAUAAAAAAGAACGGAAUUUGUAUUAUCUAAGUGAAGCUUGUCAAGUCAGAGAAACAAAAAAGAAAAUGAAAAAUGAAACAGAAAAGACAAAAUUUAACCAAAUUUGAGCUCGUAGUGUUCUAGUCUUAGAAAACAACAAACAAACACAAAAAAACAAAAAAAAAAUAAAACAAGCAUAACGAUUAAUAGAACAAUUGAAUCGAUCCAAGAGAAGGAACAUAACAAAGUGAAAAAACAUAUAAGAAAAGCGUUAACCUUCUACAAAAAAAGAAUCUAUACACCCUUUUCACUCUCGUUACUACCACUAAAGUAUAGAACAUCCGGCGUAUCAAACACCAAACCUAAAUACGCUCGGUUCGUUUAGGAUCCUUUUGCGGAACAUCCGUAACGUAUGUCCGAUUUUUCACCAAAUUUUAAGGAAAAAAAAAACAAUAAAUCAAGCACACCUCGUGACACCUUUUGUAGUGAAACAAUCUCUAUUCUACUAACCUCAUGCUAUCCUCUCACUUUUUACUACGAAACAGAAAAAAACAAACCUUCGACAUUUACUCUUAUGCUCUUCUAUCUCAUCCUCUCUAUAUCCUUACACGUAAGUGUUAGUAGAAAGACAAGGAAGACACAAAGGUACUCCCCUAGCACUAACACUGUCGCAGAGUAUUCGGGCAACUUAUAACUAAAGCACGCUCUAUACGCCGUAAGCAAAUUGCUGUCUGAUUGUUAUGGAUAUUUCCAUACCGUUGGAUGGGUAGCAUUUGCCUGAAAAGCAUACAAACAAAAGAAAAAAGUAUAUACCUAAAAAAUUAGAAGGAAAAAAAUACAAAAUUUGUAGAACAGAAAAUUGAAGAAAAAACUAAACCAAACUCAACACCUAUCUAAAGAAAUCCUUAUCGAAUUUGGACGUGUUCAGAAAACAAACCUUCAAAACAACAACACAAUGUAGUGAGACAUUUCCAAAGACUUAGACAGCAACAGUUAGGUAGUGAUCGAUUUUCAUUUCCAGUGUUUUGUACUACUACUACUGCUGCUACUACUUCUACUACUAUUACCACUUCCACUAUUACACAACUGUGCACACUCUGUAUACUGUAUAAGAAAAACCGCCUGGAGAAAACAUCUUUUACCACCUGUUGGACCUUAUCUUUGCUCAAACUCCAAUUCAACAAGUAAAAACAACUCUCUCUCUUUCACUACCCCUAUAUACCGAUUCUAUACCGAUCGUUCAACCAAUAAUCCACAAAGCGGAGGAGAACUGGUUUUACUGGCUCCUUUUCUCUGCAAACGACAUCAACCCUUUAAAGUAAAAAUGUCAAUUUUAGCCUCCUCCCUCCGGUCGAGUAGCAGCAAGUAACAAAAAGGGAAAACCAAACCCCAAAUGCAUAAUCUACACACUCAGCAUUAGCAACAAAACAAAACGCAAGUAAACCACGAAGCACAAAACCACAUCCCACCACCAAAUUAGGCUACGACGGAGCGAACGAGGGAAGAAAGACGAACAAAUUUAUCACUAAAUAUAUAAAUAUACUAACGGACACAACCUGCAAUUAUGUUAGGUUUCUCCCGAAACGAUUUAUCGUCGUUCAAGCGUGUUGAAUGAAUCGAUCGUGCGAUAUUCAAAACAUGCAAAAGAAGUUAACCAAAUAUACUAAAACCUUCAAAACAGGAAACACGUUCCAAACAGCAAACAAAAAACACGCAGACAACCAUUAAAAGAAUAGAUAGGAACAAACAAACGGAUAUGAGCGAAAGAAACGGAAUAAAAACAAGGAGAAGUUAUGAAAAGUGUUUCGAAAUGAUAAUCAAAUGUGUUGACAAAAAUGACAGAAAAAAACACAAAAAAAUAUAUUAAACAAAUAUGUAAGACCAAUGAUGAGAGUCACGUGUUACCGGAGCAUUCGAAUCUAAGGAUGAAAGUGGGAAAAAAGAAGGAAAUGAAAACCGAACAGGAAGACGUGAAAGUGUUUACCGUGCACGAGAAAACUAAAUGGAUUUCAAACUGGCAAAUCAUACACAACAAACACGCACACACACAAAACACAGAGAGAAGCGUUAUGAUAACCCCGCAAGUUAUAGAUUGUAAGGGAGAGCAUAUAUACAAAAUAGGAGGCAUUGUCGAAAAAUAUAUUUUUAAGCAGGAGCUGUAAUUGAGAAAGCAACAAACUACAGAGUAGCUAUAACGGAACACAAACCAGUAACAGUGCUACGUUCCAGCAGGAACAAAACUAUAGAAAACAAUGGGAAAAGCACGAACAUAAAACAAACAACCUAAAGAGAAAGAAAAACAAAA